Messenger RNA from Guillardia theta CCMP2712, 1276 nucleotides. RefSeq names its product ribosomal protein S1, chloroplastic. NCBI's taxonomy places the organism in Eukaryota, Cryptophyceae, Pyrenomonadales, Geminigeraceae. The coding region runs from base 21 to 1235 and encodes 404 amino acids. Gene Ontology annotation, molecular function: structural constituent of ribosome; mRNA binding. The transcript is spliced from 9 exons. The record is from RefSeq and is a predicted model, not a curated record. Gene Ontology annotation, biological process: translation.
CGUGGUGCGGCCUCUCCUGCAUGCUCACGAUGCGCUCCUCGUCCGCCCUCGCCCUCGCGUUCGCUCUGACAGCUUCUCCUGAGGCUGCCGAGGCCUUCGGACUGCGUCCCCCAGUCCUCUCCUCCUCUCCCUCCCUCUCCCGUGCUGGAGUUGCCCGUGCUGGUAGCAGAGGUGUGAAAAUGGUGGCCACCGCCCCGACCUCCAAGUUUGAGAAGAUGAGGUUCAAGUACGGCAAGCCAUCCUUGGAGAGGGGCAUCAGCCAGGAGAUGAAGGAUGCUCAGAAGAUCGCUGGAUUUGACUACAGUGACUUUGAAUCCGCCAUCGCUAAGUUCGACAACACCUUCCAGGUUGGCGAUGUGGUUGUUGGCCAAGUUGUGCAGUUCGAGCAAGGAGGUGCUCUUGUUGACAUCGGAGGCAAGUCCAGCGCCUACCUCGGCGCUGCGGAGGCCUCCAUGCAGCGUGUUGACGACAUCGAGAUGUUCCUCUCCAUCGCCGACAACCGUGAGUUCCAGAUCAUUUCUGGUGAGGACGAGAAUGGUCAGGUCCGUCUCUCCAUCAGGAAGCUUGAGUUUGCUCGUGCCUGGGAGCGUGUUCGUCAGAUCCAGGCCGAGGAUUGCACUAUCAUGGCUGAGAUCCUCUCCAUCAACCGUGGAGGAGCCUUGAUCAACUUCGAAGGCCUCCGUGGAUUCCUCCCAGGCUCCCACGCUCCCCAAGGCAUGACUGAGGAUACUGUUGGAACCAUGAUCCCCUUGAAGUUCCUCGAGGUCGACCAGGCCAAGAACAGGCUGGUUGUUUCCAAUCGCCGGGCUGUUGUCGAGACCAAGCUUGUCAACUUGGAGCCUGGUCAGCUCGUUACUGGAAUUGUUCGUUCCAUCAAGCCAUAUGGUGCCUUUGUUGACAUCGGAGGCAUCUCUGGAUUGCUUCACAUCUCCCAAAUCUCUCACGAUCACAUUUCCGAUGUUAGCAAGGUUCUCCAGGAAGGCCAGGAGAUCAAGGCCAUGAUCCUCACCCAAGACAAGGACAAGGGUCGCUUCUCCUUGUCCACCAAGACGCUGGAGGCUGAACCAGGGGACAUGAUCAGGAACCCUGAGAUGGUGAAAGAGAAUGCUGAGGAGACUGCUAAGAGAUACCACGAACGUCUCCAGGCCGAGCAGCAGGCCCGCGACCAGGCUGCGUCAGAGCUUGUUGCUGGAUUAGAUCUCAACGCCCUUUCUUCUGAGGAGCUUGUUGCAUAAACGAUGUGAAGGACUUCUUUAGUAAAGUAAUCAACACGGCA